UGAUCAAAGGGCAGUGAAAGACUGGAUUUUUUUUUUUUUUACCUUUUUCCUAUAAUUUAGUUUCAGUUAGAGAGAUCAUGGCCCAGUGGAUAGAAGCACUGCAGGAUCCACAGUUGGUGGCCAAGUUUCAGAUGUUCUGUGGGCUCACCUUACAGCCAAAGGGUGAGACUAAUGGGGUAUCUCUAGGGCAUAUUCCAUUGAGGGCUUUCCAAGGAGGCAGAAACAAAUCCACAGGGGUCAAGGGUGUUCCCCAGGAAAAAGAGCUGAAUGGUUACAGCAAUGGAUCAUAUGCAAAUGGAAUACAUAAGAAGGAUCACAUCCAGAAAUAUGUGGUGCAGAACCAUUUGCUUUACUACCUCUUUCGAUUUGCUGCAGCCCUAGGUCAGGAAGUGUUCUACAUCACCUUCUUACCAUUUACUCUGUGGAAUAUUGAUUCUUUCGUUGCUCGUCGACUCAUCAUGGUCUGGGCUAUUGUUAUGUACCUGGGCCAAGCAUCUAAGGACCUUCUAAAAUGGCCACGUCCAUCAUCUCCUCCAGUGGUGAAGCUGGAGACCAGAGUGGAAGCGGAGUAUGGAAUGCCAUCCACUCAUGCAAUUGCUGCCACUGCAAUCUCGUUUACUUUCCUCUUGGCAACCAUGAAUAGGUACCAGUACCCAUUUGGGAUUGGCCUUACUGCUGCUCUCUGCUUAUCCACUCUGGUGUCUCUCAGCCGGCUUUACACAGGAAUGCACACUGUACUGGAUGUUAUCUGCGGUGUUAUGAUUGCCUUGUUGUUCUUGGCCCUGACAUUCCCCAUGUGGGAUUCAGUAGAUGAAUUACUUUUGACCAACCCUAUCUGUCCAGUACUCGCAGUUAUUGUUGGUUUUCUUUUAAGCUACACCUACCCAAAGAUGGAUCAUUACAGCACCACCAGAGCGGACACGGUUACAAUUUUGGGAUGUGGAUCAGGGAUUUGUGUAGGGACUUGGCUCGGUCAUUAUUUUGGGAUGACCUACAAUCCCUCUGGUCCGUUUCCCCUUAGCAUCCCACCAAUCACCACAAAUAUGUUAUUAGUGCAGUUAGCAAGAUUUGUGCUCGGAGUAAGUCUCCUCCUUUUAACACGGUUUGCUGCUAAAACACUGUCCUUAAAAAUUCUUGGCUCAUGGUAUAAUGUUCCCACACAGGACCAAUUGGUUAGACAGCGGCUGGAAAUCGAAGUGCCCUACAAAUUUGUUACCUACACUUCUCUUGGGGUUGUUGCAAAUACAUUGGUCCCGUGGUUGUAUCAAGUAUUUAGAUUAUAGUUGUCUAGGAUAGGGCUUUACAGAAUUAAUCUAUCAACUUUACGUUACAGAUUGUGGGUCUAUCUAUAUAAAGCACAUUGCCCUGAGUUGACAAAAUCCUUUAAACAAAAUACAAUAUUUAUUUCCAACAAAACUGUAUCCGUUGGUUAUCAACCGCUACACACGCUUUAGUGAAUAGAGCUCCAAAACAUACCUGUUUAGAUUAUGCAUCGUAUGUCACACACCUAUAUCACUCAAUCUGCCCCAUCUCAUAUACAGCACCAAUGAGCCUAUAUAUAUAUAAUAUUGUCACAUACAGCAUCCGUCUAAUACCUCCUCUAAUAUAAUGUUAUAUGUUCAUAUGGAGCAAAUGAUACGUUUUGUAAAACCGAUUGUCCUGCUUGUGAUUGUUCUUUAUUUCUUAACUUGUUCAGGAAAUGUCUUGAUGCACAGAAUUUGGCAGCAAUAUUUAUCUAUAAUUUAUAUGAAUUUUGUGUGUUGCUAAUAUGUUUUGCACCAUAAGACAGGACACCUUACUUACACCUACAGUGUUUUUGAAGACUACGAAAUAACAAAAGGGGGAAAAAAAAAAUAUCAAACUGGAACAGCCAUGGAUUUAUCAAUUGUUCAUUUUUUAUUAGAUUGUAUAUAUUUAUACAGGUUGUUACAACUUUUUUCCCCCCACAUGGUUCAGCAUUUUUUUCUUUUUCUUUGAAGAGAUCCUAAGAAAAAUGGGGAAUCUUUCAAGGUAGUAUGGAGGUAACAGCAUUUUCACCAUUUCCUUAAACAGAAGUCCAGGACCAAAUUGCAAUAUAUUUAUACAAAACUCCCAUUUUAUUAUCUAAGUGUCAGAAUUGCUUUUUGAAAUCAUCAUUCGUGUAAUGUUUGAUUUGUGUUCUAGCUAAGAAAAGUCACCAUUUAUAUUUCAUACUGGAUACCGUGGGACUGUGAUAAUAAACUACUUUUUUACUACAAAAUUCAGUACAAAUGAGAGGUGGAAAAAAAGUUUAUAGGUGCAGAUAGUUACUUAUAUGCAGAUAGUAAAUGUGCCAGAAUCUAUGAACUAAAAUGAAUUCUGCCACUUUUGUACAGAUAACCCUGUAC
Pelobates fuscus (common spadefoot toad) is the source of this 2366-nucleotide messenger RNA. RefSeq names its product sphingosine-1-phosphate phosphatase 2 (gene SGPP2). The record is from RefSeq and is a predicted model, not a curated record. Gene Ontology annotation, molecular function: sphingosine-1-phosphate phosphatase activity. Gene Ontology annotation, biological process: sphingosine metabolic process. The transcript has 5 exons. The coding region runs from base 78 to 1283 and encodes 401 amino acids. Gene Ontology annotation, cellular component: endoplasmic reticulum membrane. NCBI's taxonomy places the organism in Eukaryota, Metazoa, Chordata, Amphibia, Anura, Pelobatidae.